Plasmodium yoelii is the source of this 372-nucleotide messenger RNA. RefSeq names its product conserved protein, unknown function. NCBI's taxonomy places the organism in Eukaryota, Apicomplexa, Aconoidasida, Haemosporida, Plasmodiidae. Bases 1 to 372 code for a protein of 123 amino acids. The record is from RefSeq and is a predicted model, not a curated record. The transcript has 2 exons.
AUGGUACUUGUGAUUACUAGGAAGUUAUUUUCAAUAAAUAAAAUAAAAAGCCAUGUUGGUAUUAAUAUAAAUUUAAUGUGUAAGAAAAAUUUUGCAGGGGUGAAAUUUUUAGACGCUAAUAGAACAGCCGAUGAGUCAAUUUAUUUUAAGAAGGAAGAUGAAACACUAUUACGAAAUUUAUUGGAAUCAAACCCCGAUAUUAACCCUGAUUAUAAUUUUAGUAGUAUAGAAAGUGGAAUGAAUGAUUUAUCCCAUGAUUUAUCUCUUGUAUUUUCAAAGUAUGGAAUAAAAGGGCUAGAUUCAGGUGAUGCCAUAAGGGAUAUUAUAAAGGUGUUUGAAUUGAACGGUUAUAGAAAAUCUUUAGAUUCGUAA